CAGUCGCGCGCGCAUUCAGUGAGCGGGUUUGGAAGGCGCUCGAGCUCACUUCAUCACCCAGCCUUAUCCCUCACUCCAGCACACAGCUCUGCGCUUCUUUUUUCUUUUUUUUCCUCUUUUUUUUAAAAACUCUAGAAAUCAUAUAAGUUAUUACAAAGCGCCAGAAUUUUUCCAGAAGCAUUUCUGGCAGUUUUGCAGCCUGGAGGAAUAUCAUCUCGGAUAAUAUCCACAAAGCCGAAAAGGAGGAGAGAGACAGAAAGAGAGCGAGAAAGAGAGAGAGAGAGAGACACGGAAAGAGAGAGGAUGGCAACGACAACCUGUACACGCUUUACCGACGAAUACCAGCUUUAUGAAGAACUCGGAAAGGGAGCUUUUUCAGUCGUGCGACGGUGUGUCAAGCUGUGCACAGGCCAAGAAUAUGCUGCCAAAAUAAUCAACACCAAAAAGCUCUCAGCCAGGGAUCACCAGAAGCUUGAACGUGAAGCUCGCAUUUGUCGUCUUCUCAAGCACCCCAACAUUGUCCGACUCCAUGACAGUAUAUCAGAAGAAGGCUUCCACUACCUCCUGUUUGACUUGGUCACCGGUGGCGAGUUGUUUGAAGACAUUGUAGCACGAGAAUAUUACAGCGAAGCCGAUGCCAGUCAUUGCAUCCAGCAGAUCCUGGAGGCGGUGCUUCACUGCCACCAAAUGGGCGUGGUGCACCGAGAUCUCAAGCCAGAGAACCUGCUCCUGGCCAGCAAAUGCAAGAAUGCAGCGGUGAAGUUAGCUGAUUUCGGUCUGGCCAUUGAAGUGCAAGGGGACCAGCAGGCCUGGUUUGGAUUCGCAGGUACACCAGGUUACCUGUCUCCUGAGGUGCUAAGGAAAGAGGCUUAUGGAAAACCUGUGGACAUUUGGGCUUGUGGUGUUAUCUUGUACAUUCUGCUCGUGGGCUACCCUCCUUUCUGGGAUGAGGACCAGCACAAACUGUACCAGCAGAUCAAAGCCGGAGCCUAUGAUUUUCCUUCUCCAGAGUGGGACACAGUCACCCCUGAAGCCAAGAACCUCAUUAACCAGAUGCUCACCAUCAACCCGGCCAAGAGGAUCACUGCACAGGAAGCGCUUAAACACCCAUGGGUCUGCCAACGCUCGACUGUGGCCUCCAUGAUGCACAGACAAGAGACAGUAGAGUGCCUGAAGAAGUUCAACGCCAGGAGAAAACUCAAGGGAGCCAUUCUCACCACCAUGCUGGUUUCACGCAACUUCUCUGUGGGCCGGCAGACCACAGCUCCGGCCACGGUCUCGGCGGUGGCUGCUGCUGCUGCAGCCGGCACUGCCGCCGGCCUGGUGGAACAAGCAGCCAAGAGCCUGCUCAACAAGAAGGCUGAUGUCAAGAAACGGAAAUCCAGCUCCACCGUUCAGUACAUGCCACAGUCAAACAGCACGAAAAACAGCAUAGUCACCAGUCCUAAAGGGAACAUCCCCUCUCCUGCUCUGGAGGCUCAGACCACUGUUAUCCAUAACCCAGUGGAUGGGAUCAAGGAGUCCUCAGACAGCAGCAACACCACAAUCGAGGAUGAGGAUGUUAAAGCACGCAAACAGGAGAUCAUUAAGAUCACAGAGCAGCUAAUUGAGGCUGUGAACAAUGGGGACUUCGAGGCCUACGCGAAGAUCUGCGACCCUGGACUGACUUCUUUUGAACCUGAGGCCUUGGGUAACCUAGUAGAGGGCAUGGACUUCCAUCGAUUCUACUUUGAGAACUUGCUGUCUAAGAACAGUAAGCCCAUCCACACCACCAUCCUGAACCCUCACGUGCACCUGAUCGGCGAGGAUGCCGCCUGCAUCGCCUACAUCCGCCUUACUCAGUUUGUGGAUGGCCAGGGCCGGCCACGCAGCAGCCAGUCAGAGGAGACUCGUGUGUGGCAUCGCCGUGACUCCAAAUGGCAGAAUGUGCACUUCCACUGCUCGGGCGCUCCUGCCGCCCCACUCCAGUGAAGAGUGGGACGGCAGCGGGGUGUGUUUUGACACUUGGGACAAGAACGAGAGGGAGGAUCAGCGGGGACGGCAGGAAGAGUCCAGCAUUGGAGAGCUCAGGAGCUUUCAGCCUUCCAGUUCUGGUCACAGCUGUCCACGCCUGCAUGCAAAACCUAUACCUGUGUCUCCACCUACUGGACUGCUCUUCCACAAUUGCAUCCUGCCACACUUCCCCACCACCCAAAACUUUUCAAUACAUAACACAACAUUGGCACCAGUGCACUAACACACACACAACACGCCACUGCUCACUAACACUUAUGCCAAGAUUCAAGUGAAUGAUACAUACAUCAGUCCAGGAGAGCGAGCACAGACUCUAGGUUCAGUGUUAUAGCCUGUGCAAUGCCUUUUACCCCCACAAUCCCCUUCUCCCUGCCUCACUCUCGUCUCCAUUGGCCUUAUGACCUGUGUGCCCAGGCACUCCUCACUAUAAUAGAUCACGUGUUAAUGAAGUACUAUAUCAGCAUUAUUAUGAUUGUUGUAAUGGCUACUACUUUUUAUUAUUACUACUUCUAUAAUUUUAAGUAUUGAUGUUGUUCUAUUGUUUAUUUAGUCAAAAAUAAUGUAUAAAUAGUCAAAUUAUUGAUGUAAAUCGAUUUGAACAGUUAUCCUGGAAGCAAGGAUUUGUUGUUUUAUCUAGUGGGGGUUUUAUUUGUUGUUUUGAGUCAAAUGAAGUUUACUUCGGCAGCAUGGUGCGGGUAUUAAAUGCGUGACUACGCAUUACUGUAUACAUAACACGAGAGGACGACACCGUUCAAACAGAAGCUAACCGUCUCCGUCUUGCAUUCAUGCAGCUAGGUGAUUAUCGUCUGUAGUCACAGUGUACGUCUUAACUGAUAUCCGUGCAUUUUUAUUGGGUCUGCUGAGGCACGCUCCCGGGAAAGUCGUUUUGCAGAGGUUUAUUUAGUCCCCCUUUAAAACGGUUUAUAAGAAACUAAGGUUGUGACUGAUGAUGGAAGCACAACCUUACUGCACUGUUAGAAUUCGUAAUUGAUGCGAUUUGAAAUGAUUGGAAGAGCGACGAGUUGUGUGUGUUGUAUUUCCUGCCUAAACAGUAUGGGACAAUCCUAGAGGAAGAUUUUAUAGAGAUAUAGAGUUAUUAAGGCGCAUUAUGGAUUUAGAUCAUCAGGUUAACAGUUAAGAUAAAGAGAGUAUAUGAAAUAUUGAUAUAAAUCUAGUCAUUCAGUGUUUUAUUUUAUUUGUCUAUAUACAGGGUACUAACAUUGUUUUUGCAUUUUUUAUAUUUAUUUGAGCGUAAGAGGGUUUUUUUUUUUCAUCAGUCUUUUUAGAAAGUGUGUGAUGGGGCGAUAUUUCUUGGGUUCCUCACUGAUAUGGGGAUAAACAGUCUUCUUUUGACCUCUUGAAUGUGAAACUAGUUUAAUAAAAACGAAUGGGAAGCUUAAGUGCUUUCCCCUAUAUAUAUAUAUGAGCCACAGGAUGCAGAGGAAAGAAUCACCAUUUGUUUUCCCCUAGAUUAUGAAAAGAACGGGAAAAAGCCACUGCAUGGGUAUCAGGGAUACACAAGUGUGUGUGUGUGUCCGUGUAUGACACUGAUUUUUUUUAAUGCUGUUAUUAAGUUUAAAUAGCAUUUUUUAAGGUAUCUCACUGUCAAGCUGUUAAGGAAAUUCACUGGAAGACUGCUGAUUUUUUUUUUUAUUUCAAUUUAUUUCUCUUUUAUUCUUUUACAUUUUGUUCUGAAAUGUGAUUAUGGUUUUGUAGUAUGUUUCUGAACCCCACACAUCACUUCAGAGAAGACCUCUUUGUAAAUGGUGAACCGUAUGAGACCUUUUUUCGAAGCAAUCAAAGCAGCAUGUCAGCAUAUUCUAGUGCAGUGUUGUUCUUUCUUUCUUCUGCGUGUUUAGUAUUGCAAGGAAUCCUUGAGAUCUAUAACAGAGUUAAAUUUUAGCAAAAUAGAUAUCUUGUAAAACCGCUAUGUAGUGCUAACAUAAUAUACAGUAGGUGGCAAUUAACUUGCAUGAACUUUGGCAUAAUUUUUUGGUGACUUUAUUUUUCAUUUGAUUCUUUGUUUCUUUUCUACUGAAUGCUGGUGAAUUAAGCUACCGCUACCGAUUUUCAGAGUUUUGUAAGUGUAUAUGACUAUUUUUGUCUCUAGAACAUGAUGAUUAUGAUAAAUUCUGACUAUCACAGUAAACCGUGUCAUGAUGAUUGUAUGGCAUGCUUUUGUACAGGGUUUUGGUGUUGUCUGAGCAGUGUUGCGCAAUCAUAAUUGGAGUGUGCCAUGAGGUAGCUUUGAAAUGAGUGUUUCAGAUACUCUUUUUCAAUAUCCGAACCUCUUCAUGUUAGUUUGCAUAAUGUUAGUGUCUGUGGUGAUGGACCUGGGAAGAAUUCUGCAUGGAUCAAAUCCAGGGGUGGAAAAAGUACUGAGAAAUUAUACUUAAGCAAAAGUGUCAAAAUCUUGUUUGAAAGUGGAAGUAUCCAGCCGAAAAUGUACUCAAGUAAAAAUGUUGCUACUUUGAAAUGUACUUAAGUAUUAAAAAGUAAAACAUAAAAGUUUUUAACUGAUGAAAUUAAGCAAUGUCAUGUUUUUAUAUGAAAACUCACAUCUAUUACUUAUCUAAAAAUGUUAAAAGCAACUAUGCCAGUUUGCCUGAAAACACCAUUCAAUUUCUGUAAGUUUGCUGGACAUACGCAUAACUAACGCAAUGUAGUUUACUAAAGAAUUAAUCCGAAGUACAAUAUUAUGUAAAUAACCAACAUUUACCAUUAGCUAGAAUUUGACUUGCUAGUCAAUUACGUUAGCUACUGGAAACAAUGCUAGUCUAACCUGGCAUUAGCAAAGAAAACAGGCUAACUUAGUUAAAUAUUGCCAGUUAAGGUUAGAACAUUAGCAAAACUUAUCUCAGCAUGCUUUCAUGCCUUCUAGGGAGGCAAAGGAUAUGCCUCAUUUUUAUACUAGUCUUUGUUUACUCCAGCAUAUUGAAACGUUUUUACUUAGGUAGGGCUGGAGGGGUUCAUCCUCAAGUUCAAAACUGCAGUCUGGUCUCUAAGCCAUAUUCAGACACACACUGAUAGCUAUAGCACUAACAACUAUAAAAAGUAAAAAGUAUGUUUCUUCUUAGAAAUCUAAUUAAUUAAGAUUACAAGUGUUCAAUUUCUGUAACACUCAGGUAAAGGAUAAAUAUGCCACAAUACUAAUAAUACUUGAGUAUAGUAAAGAAGUACAGUUACUCAAGAGGGGGGAAUGGUGGCUUAGUGGUUGGCAUGUUUGCCUCACACCUCCAGGGUUGGGGACUUGAAUCCCACAUCUGCCCUGUGUGUGCGGGUUUCCUCCAGAUACUGGCAUUCCAAACUGUCCAUAGUGUGUGACCAUGGGUGUGAUUGUUCCGUGUUCCCUGGGUUGGCACCCCAUCUAGGGUGUCCCAUGCCCUGUGCCCCGAGUUCCCUGGGAUAGGCUCCAGGCUCCCCCGCAGCCCUGUGUAGGAUAAGCAGGAUGGAAAUUACUCAAAUAUUUUCCACCCCAAUCACAUGCAAGGCCUAUUUGAGAAUUUCCCCAUAGGUGGCAGUAUAAAAUCAUUCAUCCUGUUCAUCAAUAUCUUUACAUAUCUCAUUAAACCUUAAGAAAUUCACCUACUAAGCAAAACUAUUACUUUUGGUAUUUGCAGAUCUUGCAAUUUCACCUCCUGAACCAGGCAACCAAUUUAGAUAAAGCAGCGUUAAGGAAUGAGUGUGUUAAGGAAGAAAUGAUGUAACCUCAUGGCCUAAAACAGGGUUUGUGUGUGUGUGUGUGUGUGUUGAGGAGAGUGAAUGAAGCAGAAGUGAAUCAGUCCUGUGUUUCACAUACAGUGCUACCUUGCUGCUCUUACAACAUCAAGCCAAUAACUAUUUGUAGUGUUUUUUCCCAAAAUUUCCCUCUUUUGGUUAUAGUCAGUUGUUUUUUUGUUUUUUGUUUUUGUUUGUUUUUUAAAAAUUAUUCCUACAACACUGAGCCUUCAAAAAUUUAUCGUUCAGGUCUCAUUUUUGGAGGAUAUUGUAUAUAAUCUCUUUAACGUAAAUUGAGAUUAUGUGAAACUUAUAUGAUUAUUAUUAUUAUUAGAAAAUUAGUUUACUGAGUCCCAUGUUUCUCUUGAUUCUGCUUAUGAUUCUUCUUAUCUGUUCUUCCAGUGUUUUCUCUCUCUCCCAUAUAACUUAAAGGAAAUGUAUUAAGAUGUUAUCAAUAUGUUACCAAUAAAAAAAUAAUAUUGUCACCAUGAAUAA
This is a messenger RNA of Pangasianodon hypophthalmus (striped catfish), 6225 nucleotides long. RefSeq names its product calcium/calmodulin-dependent protein kinase type II subunit beta (gene camk2b2). The transcript has 22 exons. Gene Ontology annotation, biological process: protein phosphorylation. Gene Ontology annotation, molecular function: calcium/calmodulin-dependent protein kinase activity; ATP binding; calmodulin binding. The record is from RefSeq and is a predicted model, not a curated record. Lineage: Eukaryota; Metazoa; Chordata; Actinopteri; Siluriformes; Pangasiidae. The coding region runs from base 304 to 1971 and encodes 555 amino acids. Gene Ontology annotation, cellular component: neuron projection; cytoplasm.